Corylus avellana is the source of this 2845-nucleotide messenger RNA. RefSeq names its product GDSL esterase/lipase At3g48460-like. The record is from RefSeq and is a predicted model, not a curated record. Gene Ontology annotation, molecular function: hydrolase activity, acting on ester bonds. NCBI's taxonomy places the organism in Eukaryota, Viridiplantae, Streptophyta, Magnoliopsida, Fagales, Betulaceae.
UUUUAUCACACCAAAAAAGUUCAAGCGAUUCUCAUUGCACGCAUGAGCAGAAACAAGAGGAAGACAAAUUGGGAGUUGUCCCCUAUAACACAGGGUCAAUUUGCACCAAAUCCACAAACUUUUGAAGAUUUGGCUAUGGCCAAGUAAAUGCUAAUACAAUGGCCCUCAUGCUUUCCUGAAACUAGGGAGGUUCAUACACGACCUCACCCCAAAAGAGAAAGAACCAGUAGUAUAAAUGCCUCCCUCCACCAUUUGGUUGAUAAAAACAUCAAGAAACUCAUACCUCAGUUGAGUAAAAACAUGGCAAAUUUGACAUACUUGUUCCUUCAAAUGAAUCAAAUUCCGUUCUUCAUCCUCUUGUUAUCCUUCUCUCCUUCAUCUGCUACUUAUGAGAACCGCAAGACCCUGACACCACCCCCACUACCCCAACCUUCACAAACCGAUUACAAAGGUUGCUUUUCAAAGGUUUAUGCUUUCGGAGAUUCUUACACAGACACAGGGAACGCUCACUUCACGGAUGGAUUCCAACCAAUGUUGCAACAGGGAAGAAGCCCACCGCCAUCGGGUAACUUACCUGGUUAUCGACAAUGUGAUGGCCGCCUGGUCAUUGAUUACCUGUGUGAAUAUCUCUCCGUGCCCCACUUGUCAGCCUACAAAAACUCUUCCGCACAAUUCUCAGGUGGUGCGAACUUUGCAAUAGCCGGAUCAACGGCUCUUUCAUCUGACUUCUUCACUCAAUCCAGACUUGGCCACUCCCUCAUGUGGAAACAAAACCCAGAGAGUUGCCAGACUCAAAUAGAUUGGUUCCAGAAAUAUCUUGCUGACUACGAUUGCAAGGGCAAAGAUGAGGCUGCUUGCAAGGGAGAGAUGGCGAACACACUCUUCUGGGUCGGUGAGAUGGGUGGCAAUGACUAUGCCCGUCUCUAUGGCUCUUCAUCUACUGUUCACAGUAGGCACCUGACGAGGCAAGCUGUUAGGAAUGUCUGCGGACUUGUGAGGAGGUUGCUGGACAACGGUGCAAGGUAUAUUGUGGUUCAAGGGCUACCACCAGCAGGGUGCCUUCCAGUGCAAGUGUCAUCUUGUCCUUCAAAUGAGCGUGAUCAAUUUGGGUGUUCAGCGAAGGUUAACUCGUUGAUAAUGGCCCACAACGAUCUUCUCCAGAAAAAGUUGGAAGAACUUAGGCAACGAUACCACGAUUGUAUGAUAAUAUAUGCUGAUUACUGGAGUGCAUACAUAACAAUACAGUCAAAUUAUAAGCAGUACCAAUUUGAAGAACCCGUCAAGGCAUGUUGUGGAGCUGGGGAAGGACCAUUAAACUUUGACACAAAUCACCUUUGUGGAUCUACUGGCUCGUCCACCUGCAAGGACUCCAACAAGUACAUUAACUGGGAUGGGGUUCACUUCACCGAAGCCAUGCAUCAACACUUAUCUGAUCUCUUCUUCAAUCAAAACUACUGUAAACCAUCAUUCGCUGAGCUGAUUAAGAAGAAGAGAGGCACAUCAGGUUACUGAUUAAUCCUAUUUUUGAUAGGUAUAUAUAUGUAUGUGCGCUCCGAAUGGCUGCAUUCAGAGAGCGGGAUAAUAAUUUAUUCUAGUUUAUAGACAUUUUGUUAUCUGCCUUCCAUUCUUUGGUAGGAAAUUUGUUUCAAUAACAUAAUAUGUACCCUAUUUCAGAAAGAUCUGUCCCUCUUUUUUUUUUUUCAUUACCACUGGGUCAAUCACACUUAUUUCAACAGUAAGAAGAAAAUGCAUUUAAAUUGGUCCUUUUGAUGCUAUAAAAUCUAUUCCUCUACAUGAGGUUCUGCUGCUGCCUUCUUGAAGAACCUGAUGAUCAAGAGCCAUGCUCACGGCAAGAACCAUGUUUCUCCUCACUAAGAAAUUAAAACAUUCUUUCUAAUUUGCCUGAUAAUCAAGGAUAAAAACAUAUAACAUGCCUAAUAUCAGCAUAUGGUAAACAAGUUAAAUGUCUUUUGUGAUAUGAAUAACAUAUAUAGAAGAAUCAAUUAAUAGUUUCGCACAUAACAGAAAGGACUGCAAUGUAUCAGAAUAUGUCAAAUCUUCCAGUAUUCAUACAUGACACUGUUGCACUGUCAGUUUUCUUAUGAAGUUUCCUUGCGGCAUGAGGGAAAAAGAUCAUGUACGUGUUAUUGUUGCUGUCAGAAGCUGUUCCUUAAAUUGUGUGCACUUCUCAAGAAAAUAUUUUCACAGAAGCAAGCUAGCUAUGGAACACAAUCAUAUAGGAGUCAAAAUCAGUAGCUUGAUUAACUGAAAGUAAUACUACAUAAAAAGGUUGGUACAACAACCAAAGGUCAGAAGCACACGAGGAGCCAAUCAACUCUAAUAAAUUCCAGUCACAGAAUCAGUUUGUUAGGACUUUUCUGUGCGAAUUCGAUCUUUUUUUCGCUCAUGACCAUUGCUCAUUCAUAAUCAUUUUACAUAGACAAGAAGUAGCUCGAUAUUUCUUGCAGUUGAAAUGAGGUAAUCUAACAUGAGGAAAAAAAUAAAUUCCCCCGGGAGCAUUGAGUAGGUAUUCCUCAUAAAAAGCAGUGGAACGGUUGUCCCUAACCAUGGGAUUUUUUUCCCUUUUUUCGGCUACAAGAGCGAACCACAGAAAUCCACCAUAAAGGGCUGAUUACUAAUGCUUGUGGCAACAACACUGGACUUCCAAUUGUCACAGAGUCAUAAUAGCAAGGAGAAACAACAUGAAAACAUGAAAACUAAAUAUUGAAAGACUUUAUGCAUAAUCUAGCUUCCUCCUUAUUCCCACAGUCAAUUGCUUUGACACUGAUACCAAAUUCUAAUAAACACAUAAUUAAGUAGCUUCAAAAUUGGCAAACAAAGAGAG